ACAAUGUUAUUUCGAUAUUUUCAUUUUACCUUUUGAUAAGUUUUGAAAUUAGAAAAACAACAAAUGUUUGAAUUUUAUUAAAUAAAAAUAAAGAUUAUCUCUACAUUAAAUAACUAAAAUGAUAGAUAUCGAGAAAACUUGUCGGACUUGUAUGAAAAGCGAUGUUUCUUUGGUGGAUUUGUUUGGUCCUAUUAAAAUUGAGAAUAAUAGUACUUUAAAACUGGCAGAUGCGUUAAUGGAAGCUACUCCUUUACAGAUAGCCAAAGAAGACGGCCUCCCACAAAACCUCUGUGACGAAUGUGUGAAAGCAUUACAAAUAAUGCAUAUAUUUAGAACGCAAGCUCUCCAUGUCGAGAGUGAAUUAAGAAAACUAAUUCUUUCAAGUGCUGCUAUAAAAAAUGAAGAAAAUGACUAUGACUUAAAAAAUGAAUUUGAUUACAUGGAUGAUUACGAUGAUUUUAGAAUUAAUGAUGUACUGUCGAAUGAAGAAACAAAAGACAAAACCACAUACAGCUGCAAUACAUGUAAAAAAAAGUAUACAAACUAUGAAAAAUAUUUAAAACACAAAUCAGUCCACGAACCGACUAAAUCAUGUCCAAAUUGUAACAAAAAGUUUUACAGGAAGUCUUUAUUAAGGGAACAUAUGAAUAAGAGUUGUGAGCCUAGUGAUAGUAACAUUGAAUCUCUAGGAGCUGACAUUGAAGAAGAUUUAGACAUUAAAGUUAAGUUGGAAGAUGAAGAACAUAAAUGUCCAGAAUGUUCUAUAACUUUUCAAUCACAAAAAUAUUUACUGUUACAUUUAAAAGAGCAUAAGAAAACGGAUUUGGUGGAACAGAAACUCAUAGACUCAAUACAAGAACACAACGGAACCAUAGACAAUCUAGAGGCAGAAAUAAAAAUAGAAAGUUCCACUGAUCAGUUUAAAUGUUCACAAUGCAAUCUUGUAUUUGAAAAGUAUAGGUCUCUUAUAUCACACUCGAAGAAACACAAGAAUCUUUCUAAGAAUGGAAUUUUUAAAUGCAACUACUGUGAUAGAGGAUUUUCCUCUAAAGGACCUCUCAAGAGGCAUUUGUUACUUCACUCCCAAGAAAGACCAUUCAAAUGCACGAAAUGUCCAAAGUGCUAUGUUCGCAGGGAUGCUCUUGUUGCUCAUAUGCGUAAACAUAGUGAUGUUAAGAGGUACACCUGUGAACAUUGUAAUAAAGCAUUUAUCCAGCUAUGUACUUUAAAGGAUCACAUCAGAACUCAUACAGGAGAGACUCCAUUCCUCUGCUCUGAGUGUGGGAGAGGCUUUAAAAACAGUUCCAAUCUGAGACAGCACUUAGCACGUCAUUCGGGACUCAAACCAUUUGCAUGUAAUCUGUGUCCUAAGACAUUUUGUACCAAAGGCCAAAUGAAAUGUCACAUGGUGUCACACACAGGUGUUCAACCGUACAAAUGUAAUGAGUGUGGAGCAUCUUUCACAAAGGCAAACUCUUUGAAAAAACAUAAAUUAAUACACCUUGGAUUAAAACCUUUUGCUUGUGAUAAUUGCAACAUGAGGUUCACGGCGAAGGACCACCUGACGCGCCACGUGCGCACGCACACGGGCGAGAAGCCGUACCGCUGCCCGCACUGCGCGCGCGCCUUCACGCAGAGCAACGACCUCGCCAAGCACGUGCGCGCGCACGUCGGGCAGAACAUCUACCAAUGCACAGUUUGCCAAGCCAGAUUCAGGCUAAUGAGAGAAUUAAGGCUUCACUACCCCGUUCAUUACGCCGGCACCGAAUCCGCAGCACUCACCGACAAGGAGGAGCCCUUAGUCAUACUAAAAGGAUGUUCUGAUUCUAACAUCGAUAAUAAUAUCGAUAAAACGGCCACAGACGCACAAAUAACUAUUACGUUUAAUAGAAAUAUUCUCGAUAAAGAUGGUACUGGUGAUAUUACUAUAAAUAUUGGGCCUGAAAAGAUUAAUUAGUGGGUUGCUUUUGGCAACGUAUACCAAAGGACAUAAAAAAUAAUGUAUACUCUAUUCCGAUCGAAGGAGUACCUAAACAAACCUUAGAUUUACAUAUUAUAAGUUUCUAGGCUCAUAAGUAUGCUAUAUUAUGCAUAACAAACAGUUCUUGAUCUUUAAUAAUAAUUGCGACAAUAUCAACGACAAUAUCUCACUUUACUGCUUACUUUUUUUGUCAAUCCAUAACGAAUACCAUAGAUUAUUCAAGAUCUGAUUGAUAUUAUUUAUUAUGUCAAUUGAACACAGAUGUUUUUAAAUUUUCCUUUAAUGAAGUUCACUCCUUCUGUUGGAAUAGGCUAUACAUAUGAAAUAUAGAUUAAACUACUACUCAUUAUAAUAAUCUGACGUAUAGCUUUUAAAACACAGAUCAAAAUAUAAAUCUGAAUGGUGAUUGGUCAGUGUCAGCCUAUGACGCAAUAAGCGACCAAUGAUAAUUCAGUAUUUCAAAAACUGGGGGUAAGUUUCUUAAAUCAUCCAAAAUCGAAAUUGACUCUCUUAAUCGGAUGUUUAGAAUGGAUUGAUGAACAAUGUUCUCGGGGAAAAUGGAGUGCGAUGAUGUUUUAUUAGACCCAGGAUACUUAGGGUCAAGGGUACUUAGUAUAAGGAUACUUAGUAGUCUUGUUAACGGUUUUCUCCUAAAAUUAAACGGCUUGAACAGGCGAAAUAAAAUGGUACGCUAUAAACGAAAGGCGUGUUUUGCACUAGGAAUAAUAUUGCAUAGUAGCAUUUUAGUUCAGUGUCUCCCAAAGUUUCCUAGAACACAUAAUCUGGGGACUAGACUACGUACGUAAAAUAAUAUGCAUUGUGUUAUGUAAC
Vanessa atalanta (red admiral) is the source of this 2812-nucleotide messenger RNA. Its product is annotated as gastrula zinc finger protein XlCGF57.1-like. The transcript is spliced from 6 exons. The record is from RefSeq and is a predicted model, not a curated record. Gene Ontology annotation, cellular component: nucleus. The coding region runs from base 119 to 1957 and encodes 612 amino acids. Gene Ontology annotation, molecular function: zinc ion binding. Lineage: Eukaryota; Metazoa; Arthropoda; Insecta; Lepidoptera; Nymphalidae.